Messenger RNA from Myripristis murdjan (pinecone soldierfish), 5075 nucleotides. RefSeq names its product heparan sulfate 6-O-sulfotransferase 1a (gene hs6st1a). Gene Ontology annotation, cellular component: membrane. The record is from RefSeq and is a predicted model, not a curated record. Bases 347 to 1651 code for a protein of 434 amino acids. Gene Ontology annotation, molecular function: heparan sulfate 6-sulfotransferase activity. The transcript has 4 exons. NCBI's taxonomy places the organism in Eukaryota, Metazoa, Chordata, Actinopteri, Holocentriformes, Holocentridae.
GCAUCCUGGGUACAUAGCUCCAUGGUGAUGCAGUGAGCCUGUGUGGUAGGGGAAGCAAAGUAAGUAAACGGGGGAGGGUCAGCCAGGGGGUUUUAACGAGUUACAAUGUGUCUUUCAUGGUGCUGAACGGCUGCGGUUUACAAUGUGUCCAGCUCGCCGGUCGUCUUAAAGCGAAAUGAGUCAUUCUUAAGAGCGACAAAAAUCAUUCUUGCGGGGGAGAACGAGAGAGAGAGAGAGAGAAAGAGCGAGCGAGAGAGCGAGCAUGAAGAAGCCGAGCGCCCUGCUCUCUGUUGUCGGCUUGUCUGGGAAAUGGUAGCGUACUGUAUGAACCGCACUGGGAAGGAACAUGGUCGAGAGGAGCAGCAAAUUCUUGUUGAUCGUCGUGGGAUCCGUGUGUUUCAUGCUGAUUCUCUAUCAGUACGUGGCCCCCGGGGUGAUCAAUUUCGGCUCCCCGCACGGUUAUUUCACGGAGGAAGACGAGGGGGACAUCUUCCCUACUCCGGACCCUCACUACGUUAAGAAAUACUACUUCCCCGUCAGGGACCUGGAGAGGACGAUCGAUUUCCAAAUCAAGGGAGAGGACGUGAUUGUGUUUUUGCACAUCCAGAAAACAGGGGGGACUACCUUCGGGAGGCACCUGGUCCAGAAUGUCCGUCUGGAGGUCCCCUGCGACUGCAGACCGGGCCAGAAGAAAUGUACCUGCUACCGGCCGAACCGCAAGGAGACCUGGCUCUUCUCCCGGUUCUCCACCGGUUGGAGCUGCGGCUUACACGCCGACUGGACCGAGCUCACCAACUGUGUGCCGGGAGUCCUCAACAAGAAGGAGAACAAGUUGAAAAAUCAAAGGAAGUUCUACUACAUCACCCUGCUGAGGGACCCGGUGUCUCGCUACCUCAGCGAGUGGCGGCAUGUGCAGCGGGGGGCCACGUGGAAGACCUCCCUGCACAUGUGCGACGGCCGCACCCCGACCCCCGAGGAGCUGCCCUCCUGCUACGAGGGCUCCGACUGGUCCGGCUGCACCCUGCAGCAGUUCAUGGACUGUCCCUAUAACCUGGCCAACAACAGACAGGUGCGCAUGCUAGCGGAUCUGAGUCUGGUCGGCUGCUACAACAUGUCCACAGUUCCUGAGAAGAAGAGGGCCCAGCUCCUCCUGGACUCUGCCAAGAAGAACCUGCGAGACAUGGCCUUCUUCGGCCUGACAGAGUACCAGAGGAAAACUCAGUUCCUGUUUGAGCGAACCUUCAGGUUGCGCUUCAUCAGGCCCUUCAUGCAGUACAACAGCACCCGGGCUGCAGGGGUGGACCUGGACAAUGCUACGGUGCAACGUAUAGAGGAGCUGAACGAGCUGGACAUGGAGCUGUACGACUACGCCCGGGACCUGUUCCAGCAGCGCUACCAGUUCACCAGGCAGCAGGAGAGACGGCAGCAGCGCAUCAAGAACCACCUGCAGCAGAGCCACCAGGGCCUGGGCCUCGGCGUCAGCCUGUGGCCGUCCCGCAGCAGGCAGAGCUCCGUCUUGGCGCUGGAGGACGGGGACGGGGAGCGGGAGGAGAGGGAGAGGGAGGACACCGAGGAGGGCGGGAGAACGGAGGAAGCGGGCAGCAGGCUCCCCACCGAGGACUACAUGAACCAGAUCAUCAACCGCUGGUAGCAGCAGAAUGAGAGCAAAUGCACAGGCACGCGUAGACGCUGCGAGCCGCAGACACGUACACACACACUUGCAUACACACACGUACACAGAGGCGGGGGCCUGCGUCAAGAGCCAACUGACUGGCAGACGGACGUUACCGGAGAGUUGGGCCUUGCGGGUCAGAGUCCAAGCGGUUGCUAUGGAGACCUGGGCUUGUGGCCGAUUGCAUCAGCUCAUGAUUUUGAGGUUUGCCCGGUUGCUAUUAGCAUUCGCUUGCCCUUACCCCUCCUCCCGUGUUCUCCCAUCUUCCCCAUCAUCAUCACUGACUGAGCAGAGGAGAGAUAUUUUUAGGAGUUGCUGUCAAACAACUAUCUCAUCCAUCUCUGCCUCCGUCUGUCCCACCUCCCCUCCUCCUGCUGCAUUUGUCUCAUUCUCUGUGGCCUGAUACGGGAGCAUGAGAAAAUGAAAUUAAAGUCUGUGAAUUCCCGCUAAUCCUUGCAAAGGACCAGUGCACUUCCUGGAUGGAGCCCAAUUGCAAGGGAACUGGGAACGCUAUAAAAGUAUCAUAUUGGUUGAACUGAGCAAAGGAAAUGGAAAUGGCAGAGGUACAGCACGGACUAUCUGGAAAAGAGAGAGAAAGAAAGUUGGACUAAGUUGUGUAAUAAAGCUUUUUGCUUAAAAAAAAAAAAAAUCAGCUUCCAUUUCAACCAUGAACACGCUCUGUCAUUAAUAGUGACAGUCUCAUUCUCAUUUUAGGAUGAUUUCGUUUUUUUUUUUUUUUUUUUUUUUUGUGUUUUAUGCUUUUUUAAAAGCAGAAUUGUAAUAACACUGAGACCAAUAUUGCUGCCUAAAGAAAAGUGAUUCCUGUAUUUCUUUAUUUUUGUUUGUUUUGUAAAUCAAAGCUAAUGGAUUGGAUAGAUGUACAAUGGACCAUAGCCAUUACUGAAGCCUUGCAUCGUGGGUGGGAGGGAAAAAAAAAAAAGUGGCCUGUUUCUCUGUUCGAGGUUCCCAAAGCACCUGCCGCUUAACUAGUUUGUUUUUUUAAUCUUGUUUUUUGGAUGUGUUUUUUUUUUUUUUUCUUUUUCUUUUUUGUGUCUCUCAGAUGUACAGAGAAUGACAGCCAAUUAUAGAGCCGAGUCUCACAUAGGUGUGAAGAAAUCAAAGCUGGGAGAGGAGUGAAAUCUGCUGUAGGUUGGUGGCAGGAGCCAUGCUGCUUAAGCGGCGAGCGCUUUGGAAGCCUCAGCGCAGACUAAAUGCUCAAAUGGAGUUCUGCGACUGCCGGUCACCAUGGCGAUGUGAGCCCUUAAUGUGGCGGGUGGCAUUUUCACUUUCUCGUUUUUUUUUUUUUUUUUUUUUUUUUUUUUUUUUUUUUUUUUUUUGAAGCUGCAGUGAAAAGCAGCAGCCUCAAACAAGCCUCCCACCUGCAGAAAGAGCACACAGCGCCGGUGACCUGUAGGUAGUUGUUUUUAUUUUUUAAUUUUUAUUUUAUUUUAUUUUAUUUUAUUAUUUUAUUUUAUUUUUUGGUCGGUCUCACCCUUAAGGAAGGAAAGGAGGCGAGGUAGUAGUGCCUCUAUGUACUGGGAUCAUGUGUAACCCCAUGGACAUCGUAAUUAUUGCCAGGUAAUAUGUCUGCAUUAUACUACAUUAUACUACUUCUCUGACUACUUGUGUGUGUGUGUGUGUGUGUGUGUGUGUGUGUGUGUGUGUGUGUGUGUGUGUGUGUGUGUGUGUGUGUGUGUGUGUGUGGAAGUCUUACGAGCGCUUGUGUGUGUUGGUUUGUGUGUGUGUGUGUGUAAAUAGUAUGUACAGUAUGCCUUUGUAAAUAGUGUGUGUGUGCGUUUGCCUGAGAGAGAAUGCCGGAUGUGUUUGUGAGUGACUGACUGGUUCCAUGACCAAUAUCUUGCCAUUUUUAUUUUUUAUUUUAUUUUAUUUUUUUGGAAAAGGGCGGGGCAGUUUGGCAGAGAGACAGGAAGUCCCUUCUAUAGCAUCACAGCGCUGCAAGCCAGGCCUCUCCGCUGUCCUCUCCUAACCUUUUUUUUUUCUUCUCCCAUUUUUUUGUCUCCUCUCCAUGCCUUGGUUACACGGGAUGGUGGCCCUGCUAGAAUUCCCUGAAAUCCAGAUCCAUUUAAACUUUACUUCAUCCUUUCUCCGCUAAAACUCGGUGCAAAAGACAUUUACGAGGGGAAAAUCUAUGAGGAGGUCAAGGAAGGAAUGUAAGGGAUGGGAAAGAGAAACAAUAUGACUUAAUUCGGCCCGGCUGAACGCAGUCCAGGUCUGGUGCCAUCCAGAGGGCAACUGCAGGGGAACGGCUUCCUUGAUCUCAACGUAAAUGAUGCUGCCUCCUGCCAUCAACAAUAGAAUUUAAGUAAGAGGAGAGGGAAGCCAACAAUUAAGCCGCCCACCAUCCUCCUUGUUCCGUUUCAACAAAACACCCUGGUUCCACCCAUGUCUCUUUUUCAGAUCAGGGAUGAUUCAUGAGGGAAAGGAGGAGGAAGAAGCGGGGGGGAUAAUGAAAGGUAUUGGGACACAUCCAGAGUCUAUAUGCUGCUUUUUGUGUAGCCCUGAAAGUAACCCAAUAGGGAGAGGGGGGGGGAAUGAACGAUCUUUUAUUUUUCACAGUGACUGCCCCCUCAUUGUUUCCUUGAGGCGGAGACUGGAGACUGAAACCCAUAAGAGCUCGAGGCGUGUUGCCCACAACCUGUUUUACAGAAUCAGACCUCCUUUAUGUCAGGCCGGGUUUUUUUUUCGGACUCCAAGCCAGCGUCUGGUUCUGCACUCGCGGUUAAAGGCCUGAUCCAGAACUGCAGAACGGCACCACUCUCUCACACUCCGGAAAACCGCUCAGUGUUUAGUACAUUUAUUUUCAACCCAAACUCUGCUUACUUACUCGUGAUGUCGUGGAGCUGUGUGUAUCUGUGCCGCAUGAGCUAUGACCGGUAGCGUGUAAUUGGCCGCUCAUUGACCGUCCUAAUUUCCAUAAUAAACCUUCAAGCGACCAUAAGACUUGAGGCAGUUCCGGAUGGGGCCUUUAAGGGCAACUCGCACCUAGUCCUUUAAUAAAAAACACUAAUACCCAAAAAAAACAAAAUGAGUGCAGGAGAAAUGAAUCCUUUCACUGAAAUGAUUCCAGAAAUUGAUGCUCUAAAAUCCUGUUCAACCAUCAAAUGUAUCAACACUAUGUAUUUCUGAUGUCUUAACAGCAUUUCCUUUUGUGACAAUGAACCAACCCGGGCAUCGAUCGCUAACAUCAUUCUUUGUUUUUGUUUAUUUUAUUUUAUUUUAUUUUAUUUUAAAGAUGUGUUCAAGAGAGUGUGAUAGAGACUUGUAUUCGGGGUGGUGUGCAGUCUGUCUCUGGCUCCUUCUGUAUGCAUCAUUCUGGGUUUGUUUCUUAUGAUUGCAAAAAUGAAUCAUCAAGCCACCAAUUAAAAUAUUUCAUUUUUACAGA